Cydia fagiglandana is the source of this 1804-nucleotide messenger RNA. RefSeq lists its product as uncharacterized. The coding region runs from base 187 to 699 and encodes 170 amino acids. NCBI's taxonomy places the organism in Eukaryota, Metazoa, Arthropoda, Insecta, Lepidoptera, Tortricidae. The transcript has 5 exons. The record is from RefSeq and is a predicted model, not a curated record.
ACUGGCGGUGCAGUCGAACACAGACGUUCGUGUUUUGUGUGUUUACGUGAAUUUUGCGUGAACAAAAUCAGUGAAAUUAUAAACUAACAAAGCUUACGUGAACUGUUCAAGUGUUAUUAAUAUAAAACAAUUGGAUUAGAACGAACUGCGUUGUAAUUUUUUGAAAAGGACCACAAGGAAGAGAGCAUGGGUCUCCCGCACAUCACGUCGUUCUGCUGGUGCAUGGGCCUGGAGAGCGGCGCCAGAGUCGUCGGCGUCAUGCAUUUGAUCGCCUCAGGCUGCCUCUUAAUUGUGACCUCACUAAUGGCGCACGACGCUGGCUCCUACGUGGGCACCAUCGAGGACGAGGGAGACCACAUCUACUCAAUCUGGUACCGGAUCGCUAUAGGCGCGGCCGUGCUGACCACGGUGCACGUGCUACUGGCGUUGGCCUUGUUAUACGCUGUAUAUAAGCGUCACAUGACGGUCCUCCGCGCGUACGUGUACAUCAUGUGUAUACUGUACGUGUGUGCCCUGCUUUACAUCAUCAUAACGGCGGCGAUGCGCGGCCUGAGCGGCUCGGGCUCCGACGUGUUCCUCGCCUUUUUGGAGGCUGUGCUGGUCUUUGGUUUCCUGGCGUACUGCAUCCUGUGCGUCCACAGCUACUACCUGAUGCUGCGCAGUGCGGAAGACAUGGAAGGACCUAACAAGGUUUAUUAGAUCGCACACAUGUGAAGGUACACACACAGACAAGACAUCCUCCUUACUGAGCAUAGUAGCGCUACCCCCUCUGCCACAAAUAUACGGUAAUUUUACUCCAUUUUCGAGUCAAAGUGUCUUUGUGUGACGCCCGUAUCUUUGAAUGGACCAAUCACGGCACGGGACUCGCUCACCUCGUCCCCCGCACCCCUGUAUUUUUGGCAGCAUCGGUUUCAUGAAAUAAUUGCUCUAAACUCCGUCUAGAUGAUUCCUAGUUUAUGCCUAUACACAACUUGGUGGCGGGGCGUACAUAUAACUUCCCAUCGAUUUGCAUUGCAACGCUGAGCAUUUUCCUUAUAUACUUACGAAAUCCUUUCGCCUUGUAUGGCGGCUACCUCAAUCGAAUGAGUAAAGUUUGAUAAUAUGUAUAGCUCGAAAUGUACGGACAAUUUGUUACACGAAUAAUUAAAUAUAACCAGACCAGAUAUCGCUUUCUCAAAGUAUUAGAAAAAUGGCAUUUCAUAAGCAACAUCGUGAAAUAUCCCUUUUACAGAAUAAUUUUGUCAUAUUUUCUUAGCUAUUUUUUAUAGCCCUCAUAGAUGUAAGGGCCAGUCACUCGUGUUAAUAAUAAAUUACAUUCGGUAGACCUAUAUAGCCGGAGCAGUGCUUCAAUAGAGGUUUACUUCUGAAAGGUAUAUUUGUGAGGAAGUUAUCCCAUCUAGAUUGGUCUCAUCUUGAGCCAAUUUGUAACUUUUUUGAAAAUAAGAUACAUGAUUAAGUAACUACUGAUAGUAAAAAAGGAUAAACGCUUAUGAUCGAUGCGUCAGUAAAAUUAUUUACUUAAUUUUAUUGACAGCUAUUUCGAGGAGUAGUUAUUUUUCGAAGCAAAUAAUUACGAUUAUAUGUAUAAAGUGUUUCUCUGAUGGGAUCACACUAAAUAUGGGAAUUAUAUUAGUUAGUAAGAAAAAUAAAAUGAUAUAAUAUAAUGAUAAUAAACAAUAAGCACUGAAUGCGUGUUUGAAAGACUGGAUGCAAGAUAACACUUAAUAAAUAAUUGCUUUUAUUAAUAUUGUACUUAGUUUAAGUCUUAAUAAAUAUAUGGAUAGUGCCCAUAGCAUUAAAUAAG